Molecule: messenger RNA, 11986 nt
Organism: Spirodela intermedia
Lineage: Eukaryota; Viridiplantae; Streptophyta; Magnoliopsida; Alismatales; Araceae
Source: the annotation of a GenBank genome assembly
AUGAGAAGCGAGAAUGAAGAUAUUGUCUUUUAUCCUGUCAAGGUUAGAGUGAAUAGAGAAAGUUGGAGAUUAAACCUCUUUUGUGGUAUUUUUAUAUACACAUUUAUAUACAUAAGUACAGGAGCCUAAGAAGGAAAGGGGAAAAUUUAUAGAAAAUGUGGAGAUUACAGGGAUUAUAUUAUCCUCUCUUAAUGCAUCAAUGUCUUCAGUCAAGCAUUGCGAACCCUGCUGCAGAUGUGAAACAUGGGACCUGGCACAUUAUUGUGCUGCUAUGUCCUUUGUUGAUUAUGGAAACAUAAGAGUGGUCGCAAUUGAUUUUCUCGUAAUGUGUUACAUCACGUUGUGUAUUAUGGCCUGACACUUAAAUUUGUGUUUUUAAUUACCUGAGGUUUUUUUGGCUUGGUAGGUAAUCUGGAGGUGGGGGUAUUGCCAUAUAUCGCAAUUGAGAAUUUUGCCUAUAUAUUAUAUAUUUGAUAAUCUCUUUAAAUAUUCUAUGCAUUUUCCUUGCUCCUUGUCAGACUCUCUUCUUGGAUUUUUCAUAAGGAUGUCUUUCUUUCUAAUACUCUUCUUAAUGGCUUUUGUUUUUUGAUAUGACCAUCAUAAUGUCACUGAUAUUAUAUUUGGUAAAGUUGGGACGAAGGACUCAUAUAUCUCAGCUGCCAUUGCUGCCUGAUGGUUCCCUGUCUGGAGCACUUGGUGAAUAUCUGCACUCAGUUAAUACGCUGCGUGAAUGCUGGCUUAAGGCACAGAGUCUUCUUUUACUUAAUGAACAGGUGCUUUUCUUUCCUUCUUGUGAAGCCAUAAAAUCCAUUGCUUUUGAAUUUGGUCUUCUCUUUUCUCAGUUCUUGAAUGAAUAUUGACAGUGUGAUUCGUGGUAAAAAUCCGAAUAGGAUUGGACUCGAAAUUUCUUUUUUAUGGGCUUUCUGUAAUUACGUUCCUCGUCUGGCCUACAGUGGCCUGUGUCCACCUAAGUCCUAAUUUCCACUGAAUAUAUUUUCAAAUGGAAUCAACCACAGGCAGCCAGUGCAGCUUUGAUUGGCUGACUCUGAGGUCAGCCUAUUAAAGGUCAUUGGCUUCACGCUUGAGUUUAAAGAACAAUCAUCUCGUCUUUGCCCACUGCAGUUAUAUCCUUUUCAGUAAUAAAUGCUUAGUCCGUGGCAGAAGACGUCACUUCACAGUCACCAGUCUGAGUUUUUCUAAUCUUUGUAUGCCAUUCAUUCUUGAGUUAGUGUAAUUGAGAAAUUCAUAGAAAAUUUCGUUCGUUUCCUGGUUUUUGUGGAAAUGAUGACCUAGUCUGAGUCUUUUUGCUAUUUUGUUACAUGAAGGACUAACCUUGGGAAUUCUGCAGGAAAAAAUUGUCAAAGUGAUCCUGUUCAUAUUGUCUGCGGAACCAGAUAUCUCAUCUCCUUUCCUCAUUAUUUCAGAUGGUGCUUCUAUAUUUUUAUGGGAGUCUGAGUUUAGGCGUCUGGCCCCAUCGAUUAAUGCUUUAGUUUAUUGUGGAAGCAAAGAUGCUCGUAAGAUCAUCAGAAAUUUUGAGUUUUAUGGAGAAGAUGGUUGUAUAAAGUUUCAAGUUCUUCUGUCUCUUCCUGAUGCCAUUGUUGAGGUAGCUUUUGUUUUCUUCCCUGUUGGUUGAUCUAUCUGUGGUGUUUAAUUAAAUGCUGUUGAUGUUGUGGAUGACCUGAUGGUGGAUUUCCGAUAUCAGAUUGUUGAGAAAAACCUAUCUGGGUUUUUAAUAAUUAGUUUUAUAGAACUUCAAAUUUUGAAAUCAUCAAAAUGUGACAUUUUACUGGGCUAUCAGAAGGCUUACUAAAGAAUGGCCUGUUAAUCAAUUUCAGAAGAUACCUCCAAUCUGUUUAUCUUGGUUGUCUUUUCAUGUGAUGCAUAUUUGAGGUUUAGAAUAUGAUGCAGACUUGCUCAUCCUCCCGUUCACGAUUAACAGCUGUCGACAGAAAUUCGUUCAUGUAAAUAAAUGGAUUGGUCCAAAAAUAUGAUUUAACAAUACUUUGAAAUGCUCGUUCUUACAUUUUACCCAUUUCUGCAUUGGUGAUGUAAAAGGAGGGGAAAGCACAAGAAUACAGACGACAGGAAAGUGCUGUUCUAUGUAUGGUAAUUAAUGCUUGAAAAGUUGGCGAUAAUGCAGGUUAUGCAGACCCGAAGUGUACAUUUAGCAAUGGACCUGAAUGAGAUUGUCAGGUUCAUCUCGAUAGACCGAUCAACGAAGGGGAAUUCGUUUGGAAUCGUGAAGUGCAUUCUUGAGUUCAUGUCUUCCUACAUUGUGUAGAUACAACAACCGUAGUGUCAAAUAGAAGUGGCACUUGUAAUAGAAGCUCUUCCCAGAUGUGAAAGGUAGGUGGGAGAAAGUGAGUGGGGGGAAUGUGGUUGUCAAUGGACAAUAAUUCAGUUUUUUUUGUUUUUUCUUUGGGUUUAACUUUUCUUGCUCUUCUGGGGGUGCUUGUGAAGAAAAUCUAGGGUUUGAGCUUUUGGAAUGAACUAGCUUGAUUUGACUCGCAUAAAGUUACAUGGAACUUGUGAAAUAUGACUAUUGGUAUCGCAAGAAGCUUGUCAUCCAGUGACAUUUGCAUGUGUUUGUUUGAUCAAGGGUUGGAUCCCAUAUCAUGGGAGUCUAGGUCUCCAUAAAACAUUCUCGUACCUUUAACUACGCACUCGACCCCUUCCACUAUCCUGUACCGUUUGCUUCACCUGUAAUGUUCCUUGGUUCAACCUUAUGUCUCACCCACUUCCACCCUGUGGAAUUAUCACCUGUUUACAUCUAGGUGCGUCUUUUAUGGUAAUUGCCUUAAUUAUUUUUUGUCUAGGUUGACAGUGCCAUUGUUGUUUGAAUUGUUAAAUUAUAUUUCUUGUUGACUUUGUUCGUGACACAACAAGAGCAGUAAAUUUUACUGUCCUAUUUGUGAUAUUCUCUAGGACUAUGAUGCUCUGGAUUUUUUUGGCUGGGAGGCAUUGAUAGUUGACGAUUGUCAACGUUUUAGAGUAUCCAAGCAUUUGGACCACCUCAAUAGACUCUCCUCUGAUUUUCGGCUUCUUCUGUUGGAUGGUCAAUUAGAGGUACCUUUUUCAAACUCAUUUUGUCUUCCAUUGUUUCUUUUGACUUCCAAAUAACUCUUGCUUGCCUGUGGCAUUUUUUAGGAUAAUAUCGGUACAUACCUAAGUUUUCUAUCCUUCCUCGAUUCUGGAAGAAAUCAGUGCUCUGUUGAUGGUGCUGGUGAUAGUUUCAAUUGCGGCUUAACGGAACUUGCUUUUGUGAAAGAGAGAUUAUUGAAAUUUUCAACUUAUGAUGUCAAGGUCGAGAACUCGAAAUAUUUGGAGUACUGGGUUCCUGUUGAGCUUUCUACUGUACAACUAGAGCAGUACUGCGCCAAUCUUAUUUCACACUCCUUAUCUCUUCGAUCAUUGUCCAAAACUGAUCAUGUUGGGGCCCUUAGUGAUGCCCUUAUAUCUCAACACAAGGUUAGCUGGCUAAUUUCUCAUUCUGUAUUUUCUGUAGAUAAUAUGCCCAUGUGGUGUUGCUAAUCUGCGUAAUUGUCAAACAUAAAUUCAGGCCUACCGGUUUUAAUUAUUGCCAUCUUCCGUUUCAGUGUUGUGAUCAUCCCUACCUAGUGGAUGACUUCUUGCAAGCUAGGUUGACGAAGGACCUCCCAGCAGCUGACUAUUUGGACGUCGGAGUAAAGGCAAGUGGCAAGCUACAUCUUCUAGAUAGGAUUCUUCAAGAGAUGAAGAACCGAAGUCAUAGAGUAGUUGUCCUUUUUCAGGUAGGCAAAACCACUCAUCUAUUCUUGAUAUACUUCGAAGUUUUAAGCUAUGCUUAAAAUCGAUUCUUGUAUUUAAUGGUCCUUGACCACUCAGUGUUUCAGUUGCCUUUCCUUUGUUUGCUCCAGUCAAUUGUGAAAACGGAUAUAUGAUUGCCUACGUUUUCAUCUUUGAAAAUGCUCUGAAUACUAUUUUGAUGAUUCUGUUUUUAUUAAAUCUCUCUAGUGUUCGUAGGACCUAACUGAAGUUUCUUCAUAUUUUCUCGUAAUUUAUGAGAAUAGAAGUAUGAGUUCUGAUUUUCAUCAGCCAGUAAAGGAUCGCUUUUUCUUUUUCUCGUUAAAUUUAACCAACCUGUGUAUAAUAUGCUGGUUCCACUUUCUGAGCUAAUUGCUGUGCUUUGUAAAAGUAGUUUAUGAAUGAUGACUACGAAAUUUAUUAAGGAGUUAUUCUAUUGUUUUUUAUGCAACAGCUGGUGGGAAGGGAUGGAAUGUGUUCCAUUGGAGAUAUAUUGGAUGAUUUUCUUCGUCAAAGAUUUGGAGCAGAUUCCUAUGAACGUGUUGAUAGUGGAUUGUCCCCGUCAAAGAAACAGACUUCUUUGAAACUGUUUAAUAACAAAGAGAAUGGAAGAUUUGUUUUCUUAAUUGAAAAUCGUGCUUGCCUUCCCAGCAUUCGCCUGUCAUCUGUUGAUGCUGUGAUUAUUUUCAGCAGUGACUGGAACCCCGCAAGUGACCUAAGAGCACUUCAGAGGAUAAGCAUUGAUUCUAAUUUUGGACGUGUGAAAAUUUUUCGCUUAUAUUCUGCGUUUACCGUUGAGGAGAAGGCUUUAAUUCUUGCAAAGCAAGAUACAGCUCUUGAUAGCAAUAUUCGAAAUAUCAGCUGUGGAGUUAGUCGGUCAUUACUCAGUUGGGGUGCGUCCCACAUAUUCAGUAAGCUUGACGAGUUUCACGUAAGUGAGAGCCCGGUGAUUUGUUCAGUUAGUUUCUUCGAAAAGCCAAUCUUGGAUGAAGUGGUAGAAGAACUGUUAACACAUUUGUCCCAGAACAGUGGAGAGCAGACCACAGCCAGUUGUUCCAUAAUUUCAAAAUGUCAGCAUAAUGGAGCACGAUACUCAAGGGAAGUAGUGCUUCUUGGUGAGAAGGAAUUUCCAUGUCUCAGUGAAGAGCCUCCUCACAUUUUCUGGUCAGAAUUAUUGAAUGGAAGGAAUCCUAGGUGGGUAUAUAGAACUGAGAAAUCUCUGAGGGAUCGGAGGAGGCCUGUGUGUUAUGAUUCUUUGCCACAGCAUCCUGGGUCUGAUAACGAUGAAACAAGGAAGAAAUGUAGGAAGGUAGCAAGUAGCAAUGGUGUUGCUGAAAUGCCAGAUGAAAAAGUAUUUACCGUGAAAUCACAAUCUUCCAGUUCACAGAAUGAAACAAUGUGCGCUCCAGUUGACCUUGCAAUGGGACCAGGUACUGUCUGAACAGAUUAUUUGGUUGUUAUUCUUUGAUUUCUUUAUUUUUUGUUCUCAGACAUUGGCCGUUAUUCUGAAAUAUCAGGAGCCCCGAAAGAUAAAGUUCCUACUAGACAUUGUUUGCCAAGUUCUUCAGCUUCCAAAAAUAAUGCGUGCUGUGCUAUGGACAUAUCUCUUUUGUCCGAUACCUUCCCAGGAGGAACUGAAAGUGCUACUUUUGAAUCUGAAGAGAAGACAAUGUCAUGUCAUUUGCAAAGGAACCUCCAUCUUUUAUUGAAGCCGGAGUUAGCGCAGCUAUGUGAAACGCUGCAACUUUCGGUACCCAUUUUCCGCUUUGUUGACUAUUUUUAUUUUCAUUUGUGUGCAAAUAAAAUAUAACCGUCCACAAUUUCGAAAAAUAUAGGCAUGUGCUUCCCAUUUUCCAUGGCAUUCAAAUUGUGGGCUAAUUCGAGAUUUCAACCCAGCUUAUGCUCGAGUGUCUGUGAAAUGGAAUUUUUUUCUGAAGUUCAUGCCUAUGGACACCGCAAUGAUGUAUUCGAUGAGAUAACCAUGUUGGUCAUCUGGGACACGAUAAUCUUUUAGAUGUGGACCUUUGGUUUGUGCGAAUUGGAAAAGUUGCAUACAUUGAGACAUUUUUUUAAUUUUUUUGUGUUCUACUUUUCUCAGAAACUGCUUAGACUUUAGAUUCAUAGUACUGGGCUGCCAACAACCGAAGGUUAUGAAAUCUUAGUAUUACUAAUAUUUCGUUGUUUGUGCCCUCGGUGCAGUCUGGCAUUAGCAGCGUGGCUCAGAUGUUCCUCAAGUACAUAAUAGACAACCAUCGCGUCAGUCAAGAGCCGGAGACAAUAUUGCAAGCAUUUAAGAUAUCCUUGGUAACUAUGUUACUUUUUUCCGAUCUGCUUUCUUUUAUAACAGCUGGACCUGUUCUUGAUAUAGCAUGUAACAUAAUAACGCUCCUUGAGGUAGCAUAGUUUCACACAGUUAUGUUUUUCACAGUAACUCAGGAUCUAUCCUCUUGUGUUUGCCUUCUCGACGAGCUAGUCCUAAAGUACAAAAUCUCAUUGCAUUCUUUGUUUUCGUGAUUUGAGUUGUAGGAAAGUGGAAUAUUCUCUGUCAAAAAUUCAAACUCUCAAUGACGCCAGUAGGACGCAUCUCCUUGAAGUAGCAUCGUUGAGGUGAAAGCUUUGGCUUUGUACCGAAGCUUUCAGAUAAAAGUGAUAAAUUCUCAGAAAACUGCAAACUCCAGUUUAGAAAGCAAUACUAAUACAGAAUGUAGGCCAUCCUGUUUGUAAUUCACUUCCUAAAUUUAAUCCUGUUGUUUUUCGUAGAAACCAUCUUCACUCAUCUCAUUUUAGGCAACCUAGUUUUUUCCCAUCUGUUGUCACCCUUCGACACGUUGUGUACUGCUCUUUAAUGUAUUCGUUGAAAAUGCCUUAUCCGCAAUUCUUUGUGUAUUAUUGUUUCACAACUUACACAAUAAUUUUUCAUGCGUAUGUUUUUUAUUGACUAAUAUAGCAUAAUGCUAUGGUGUGAUCGUUUCUUCAGAUACGAUGGACAUCUUAAUGCAUUUUCAUUGUACAGUGUUGGCGAGCAGCAUCCACCAUGAAACAAAAGUUGGAUCACAGUACAUCGCUUCUUCUUGCCAGAAAAUACUUGAACUUUCAGUGUACGGAGGAAGAGGCCGAGUCUGUUUACCAGAAGCUGCGAAUAUUGAAGAAAAAAACUUUGCUUAAAAACUAUUUGAGUCGCAAAAUAGAUGAACUGAAAUCUUACCCUGAAAGAAAUGCCACAACACCUAGAAAAGAGAUGGAAAAUGAACAUUCGCACAAAAAGGACCCAGCAUCAGUAGUAUGUGACCAAGGAGAACUGAAAGAAGGUGAAAUUUGUGACUUCGACUGUUCUCAAAAGCAGAUAUCACUACUGCAGGAUCAGAUACCUGUUUCUGUGGUCCCUCCAGUGGGAUCUCACUUGCCUGCAAGUUUAUUAAAGGAUGAGAUUCGAAGUAAAAGAAUUAGCCUCAUUGAGAAAACGAGCUCAAAGAGGGCAGAUAAACUUCGUGAAAAACAUGAAUUAGAGGUAGAAGAGUUCGACAAUUUUAUGAAACUUGAAGGAACGAAGCAUAAAAAAGCUUACGAGUUGGAAUUAGCUUUGAUUCAUGCUAUGGACUUGCCCUCUGAAGUUAGAAAAGAAAAGCUGGAUUUUCUCGAACAGCAAUUCUCAAAUACAACGGAAAAGUUUGAGAAGCACAUGAAGACUCAGAGGAAGAAACUCAUGAGUAUGCAAGUUAAAGCAAAAAAUAAGGAGCAGAAGUUAAGAGAAUGUUGGCUGGCAGAAGUGAAUGCUGGUAAACUUGGAGAAUUGUUUGACAACAUUCCUUUAGACGAUACAGAUUUCACACCAGAGAAAUUCGAAAAUGUUGAUCGACCUGGAAAUUUUUCGUACCUGAGUAAUGUUCCACAUGUUUCUGGAAUGGCUAUGAAUCGUCAACGCAUUUGUCCAGUUUCGAGUGGCCAGUCAGAUAAUAAUUGUCAAGAAAACAUGUCUGGCAGUAUUCUCUUGUCAACUGUGGAAAGACAUGAUGAGGACUUGCCCAGAAUGAGAGAUGCUACUCAUGAUUUUAGUCCUAAUAAUUCAUCUAAUAAUGUGUCCAGGUCGGACGAUGGUGCUUCUAUUGAAGAGGGUUCAGUGAAUGUUACAUCUCCUGAUGUAUGUGGAAGGGAAAGUAGGAGAGAAUGUGCUAUGCCAUCCGCUUCACCUGAGAGGAAGGAAGUAGCAGCUUUCGGACAACCAUCACCAAGUUGUGGUUUCGAGAGUAAUCUCCCAUCUCAACAGGUAUGCUUUUUUAUCUGUUUGUUUUUCCAAGCUUUGCUGCUUUUUUCUAUUCAAGUACACAGUCCGUCGUUAAACAAGUUAUGUUCCAUAAACCUUAUUCAUUGUUGUUCGCUAGCUUAAACUUAUUAAAGCAAAUGCCCUAGUGGAGUGUGCAACAUUUUAAAAUGAAUACUUAUGUCAGAUCGUCUUUGUUUUAAAACUUUUUGGUUGGUUUGGACUAGCGUUUCACUGGUUGCUAUGCUUGCUCGCAAUUUCUUGCGGAUAUGAGUCUUAAUCUUAAAUACCCAACUUUGAAAGGCACCGGUUUUUGAAUCUUCACUGUCAUCAAGUUAUAUUGACACUGUUCCUAGAUCGAUAAAAAUGAAAUCUAGAUUAUUUGGUUCUGAAAAAAUAGAACGACUUAUUGGAAAAAGAAAAAUAUAAAUUUGCCUGAGAGUGAGCUGGCAUCUCCUUGUAAGUGUUAGUAUUCAGGGUUGCAUUAGCCUAGAAUCCUGGUCGGGUCCGGGUUUUCUAGACUUAUCGUGGAGAACAAAAAGCUUAGAAGAAAAAAAAUCUCCUAGCCUGGUAUUUUGCUCAGGCUGGAAGCCCUGAAGAGUGUCCAGCUUUUCCAGGUCGCUGUAUAUUUUCCUGCCACGUGUCAACCUGCUGGGCUGGCCUAUUGCCCUCCAUGCAGCCAGGUAUUGUAAUAAACGCUCUAGUGACAUCCCUACUUGGCGGUUGUAACGGCAGGGCUAAGUUCUAUAAUGUUACCAGAACCCAUAUGUCCCUAGAAUAUAUUGAUUGAUGAUAUAAAAAGAAAAUAAAAAAGGACUGAUCAUCUGUAUGACUCAAUUCGAUGUUAAAUGAGGUGUUGUUUUAUGGGCUGGUUACAGCAGAAGAAUAUCUGAACAUAUUUUGUUUCGGUCUAAGUAUUAUUGAUUUAUUUUUUGCAUCUCAAGGUACCCUGUGAUGGGGGCGGAAGGCCAUCUGUUUUGGAUGGAAUUGGAUCUGAACCGCUGACGUGUGGUACCCAGGCAGGCAUCGACGCCGCGUCACAGAGGCCUAAUCGUGUCCCUGUACAACUAGAUCCUCCAGAUGAUGACGUUGUGUUGACUGUUUCGGGUACCGAAUCAUCUGAUCAGUCUGAUGAUGUGCCUAUUCAGCAACCUAAAGUAUGUACGCCUGGAGCUACAGGAAACGGAGAUGUGCUGGGUUAUUCCGAGGCCGUUAUACUUCCCUCUACUCCUAAUUGCGUUGACCCUAGUGGUGAUUUUCAAAGUUCUUCAAGCCAUGCGCAAUCGAGAAUGCAUCAGUCUUCGGGGAACAACGUAUCUUUGCAGGCAAGCCAACCUGAUUCAUUAGGUUCAUCAGCUGAUAUUUUUCACGAACUUGAAAGUGGGCAAGGGCUGCAUGAUUCAGACGCAGGGGCACUUUCCACUUCGCGACAGUCUUCUGAAACAUUAGUCUCUCAUUCUGAUGUAGUUGCUUUACAAACUGACAUUUUGGAGAUAGCUGGCGAUGGAGAGGAGCUGAAUUCAUCCCAGCCGGCUGCUGUUGUCCUAGCAGGAUCACGUGGUUCCGUAUGCACACCAGCUGAUGUUUCCCUCGACGACUCUACACCUCUUUUGAUCCCAUCGCCAUUGCAGCAGCCGUGCAAUGGCCUGUCAUUUCAGCCACAUGUAACUGCCGAUCUGCCCUCUUGUCACGGUAAUGUUUCUCAGGCAUGCGGGUCUGGACAAGGUAGAGAUGAGCCCAUGGGUAAUGCGUGUCACCCCAUGAAUCAAUCGCAAGUUUCCGAACAACAAUCCAUGCCCUUGCAGACUAGGGAAUCAUCAGAUCCACUUGUUUCUCAAGCUGCGUUAUCUGACAGACUCGACAGUGGUCAGGGUGCAAAUUCUUCCCAAGCAGUCUCUCCACAUACCUUGCCAUCAGCUGGGUUCGAAACUAUUUCACAAGACGGUCAUGCAUCUGUUGAGCACACUACAGGGCAUGCAUCUGGGACCAUGGGAGGAGAAGGGAGGAAUUCUUGCCAGGUUACUUCAUUCCAGGUUUCUACAGAUGCCGGUUUCAGUGGCAAUGGUCAAGCAUCCGCGUCACCCCGCUACCCCCCUGGAUCUGCGGCUUCAGAGGCUGGGCAAACGACUGGUGCUGAGGCUCUCUUCCACGAGGGCGUGGGUGUACCUCAGAGAGGACUAGUGUCGGAGAAUCCUAGAGGCGUCCCAAAUGAAGCUGGCAGCCGUUUGUCAGUGACCUCUUCGAGGGUGUCCCAGGUGUCAGUCCGCGAGCUCCUGCUAAAUGAGCUGGGCAAAAUACGACGAGAGGAAGAAAAAGAAAAUGAGAUGCGAGAGAAGGAGGUCUCUCCUUACCGAUUCCUAGGCCGAAAGAGUUUUGAUGACCGUUAUUGUUUCAAUAGCUUUGAUAGUUUCUGUCGUUCUCCUUCGUGCAGAAGCAUCGACUGAAAUUGGAGCUGGAGAAAGAGCUAGACCAGGUUCGGAGGAAGUAUGAUUCGUUACUUAACGAGGUAGAGACGACGUUUACGGAAAGGAAUAAGCUGCUCAGAGAGAUCUACAACAAGGUCAACCUCAAUUGGGUGUUGGCUGAGGAAUUCCGGUCCAGGUUCACGGAAAGCAGGAUGAUCGGCGCCGGGGCUGCUGCGCAAGGUAUGAUAGUCAUUCCGUUUAGUAUUUUUUUUGCAAGCGUCUAAUUUUCCUGUUCGAGUCUUAUGGGGAAUCAGUGAAGUGAUUCAAGGACCAACUAUUGGCGAAACUCUCUUUUCUUCUUCUUUUCUAGCGAUCGGUGUUCACCUGAGAAUAUUUUAGAGGAUGGCAUCGAUUUGUCUGGAUGCUCGCGUGACAGUGCAUUGGGCCCUGCUUCAUGUUAUCUUCCUCUCUGCGCCACUGGAGAUGUGGGCGGUUUCCCGUCCCUUGAGCAUUCAGUCAGAUGGAUGACAUUCUUCGAAAGUACUCUCAGAUGAAUACCGAUCUCGAGAAGGGGGGGGGGUCAAAUUUUGAUCGUUGAUCCCUAAACAAAAUCCCGAGAUAGGAGAGAUUCGCGAUCGGAACGAGUGCGAGAGAUCCCUGAAUGGUCAUUGACGGCCCCUCCUUUCUUCCUCGUAGGCACAACGCUGAGUUCCAUGCAGCAGUUCCUUCAAGCUUCUCUGCGACAACCUGGUCUGAGGCAGACCUCCGUGUCGGCCUCCGGAGGCUCGCAUCCCGAACACCACGCGUCACCGCCUCCAGCUGUCGCUCGGUCCCAAGGCCUGGCCUCAUCCUCCUCCAUCUCCAAUAUGCCCGCCGUCCACUCUUCGCCGACGUGCGGUCCCUCUCCGGCGCUUCCUGCUCCACGCGGAAGCUUUCACGCGGGGAGUGAGCGCGCCGCUCCCGGUUCUCAUCUCCGGCCAUUCUGGGCCACCGCGACCACGCCCGCGCCGUAUCUGGCCCCCCGACCGGGAGCCUCACUGAGCCAGCAGCAGCCGCACCUCCGAGGGCGGAACCAGCGGGAAGAAAAUGCGGGUGACGUGUGGCCGGCGUUUGUCUCCCCGCCGCAGCUCUCUAUCAGCGUACCCGUCCGUGAGUGUGCCGGGGCAGUACUGCCGAGUAUCCCUCCUGGGCUGCUGAGUCUGAACCGAGGGCUGCGGCCCUUUGGGCACACGUCGACUGGCGUCGAGCAGGCGCCGCCCGCCCUCACGGCAGCUACGACCGCGCCGCCCCGGAUUAUCAGUCUACUGGAUGACGACUUGUGAACCGGUCGGAGACGGAAGAGACUACUGCGGGAACCGAAGGAACCAUCUUCGCGAUUCUGGUCCCGUCGUGUACAUGAGUUGACUUUGUAAAUAAUACAAAAAUUGGUUCUUGGUUGCUCUUAUACUGCGAUGUUCAAAUUUUGUGAAUGGGCGUGGCGGCAUUCUCUCGCCAGUCGACCCGAGCCAAUUUGGCAGUUACCAUGUCGGGUUACACGUGA